AUGGGUGGAAUUUUGCAGUUUUGUUCAUUUGUUUCUAAACAAAAAGCUGGAGUGGCUAAUGUUGUUGCUGAUGCACUUUCUAGAACAUAUUCCUUGUUGUCGAUUCUGGAAGCAAGAGAUGGAUUCUUGUUUAAAAAUGGUAAGUUGUGUAUUCCAAGAGGUUCCAUUAGAGAUCUACUGAUAAGAGAAGCACAUGGAGGAGGUUUGGCGAAAGAAACUUUUCAGAAAGGUUUGUAUAAUCCUCUUCCAGUUCCAAGUCAACCCUGGGAAGAUCUUAGCAUGGAUUUUAUUGUUGCAUUGCCUAGAACUGCACGAGGGAAAGAUUCAAUAAUGGUGGUUGUUGAUCGAUUUUCAAAAAUGGCACAUUUUAUUCCUUGUAACACCACAAAUGAUGCUUCAGCAAUGGCAAAUUUAAUUUUUCAAGGAAAUUGGUCGCUUGCAUGGGAUUCCAAAAACAAUUGUCUCAGAUAG
Messenger RNA from Erigeron canadensis, 471 nucleotides. RefSeq lists its product as uncharacterized. NCBI's taxonomy places the organism in Eukaryota, Viridiplantae, Streptophyta, Magnoliopsida, Asterales, Asteraceae. The record is from RefSeq and is a predicted model, not a curated record. Gene Ontology annotation, molecular function: nucleic acid binding. The transcript has 3 exons. Bases 1 to 471 code for a protein of 156 amino acids.